GCACACAACUCAAAGAAAUUGAAAUCGUUGAGAGAAAGAAAAGAAAAGAAGAGAAAGAGAACGAGUUGACUCAGUCAAUCAAGCAUGGGAGAAGUGACUCGGAUAAUGAUAGGAGUGAACGAGUCAAGCUUGAAGGGUUAUCCAAAUCCUUCAAUCAGUAGCAAAGGUGCUUUCGAAUGGACGAUUAACAAAAUCGUUCGUAACAAUGUUUCUGCUUUCAAUCUUCUUUUUCUUCAUGUUCAAGUUCCUGAAGAUGGUCGCGACUUUAAGAACAUGAAAAAGAAAGAAACGGUUGGGGGGACUCAUCUGCUGGAAUACUUUGUCAAUAAGUGUAAUGAAAUUGGGGUCCCCUGUGCAGCAUGGAUAAAGGAGGGUGAUCCCAAAGAAGUGAUACUGAAUGAGGUGAAACGGAUCCGUCCAGAUUUACUAGUUGUGGGAUGCAGAGGUCUUGGACCUUUCCAAAAGGUUUUUGUUGGCACUGUUAGUGAAUUUUGCUGGAAGCAUGCUGAAUGCCCUGUCAUGACUAUCAAACGCAAUGCAGAUGAAACUCCAAGGGAUCCUGUUGAUGACUAGUAGUUUGACAUUGGAGAUAGAUUACAUGUGUUGGUGGAGCUGAAAAAAAUUAAAAACAAAAUAUUGAACAUAAGUAAGAUUAGUGUAUGAAGUAGUUCAGUGUAGGAACAUGAGCAUGGUCUCGAACUUUUCGAGCUUUCUUGCCCUUGUUCCUUUUCUCCUUUAUCUGUAUGUUUCCUCUUUUCAAGGCUCAAGGUAGUUACCAUUUUCGUAA
Trifolium pratense (red clover) is the source of this 787-nucleotide messenger RNA. RefSeq names its product universal stress protein A-like protein. The record is from RefSeq and is a predicted model, not a curated record. The coding region runs from base 85 to 573 and encodes 162 amino acids. Gene Ontology annotation, molecular function: AMP binding. Lineage: Eukaryota; Viridiplantae; Streptophyta; Magnoliopsida; Fabales; Fabaceae. The transcript is spliced from 4 exons.